AUUCAUUUGUGAUCAUUCCAUUGGUAAAGUUCAGUCCGUCAGCUUAUCGUUCAAUUAACCUAAGGCAGCAGCAAAAAGAUGAAGGCCUUCCUCGUGUUUACCAUGAUCCUUGCGAUCGGAGCCUGUGCUGCCAUCGACGAGCACCAGCACUGGGAACCUGAACACGGCGAUGUCCACCUCGAACACCAGGAGAGCUAUCGCCAAGCCAGCAAACUAUCCACAUCGAUCAGAGGUAAUGUUCCGGAUGAAAAGGAGGAUGCUUCCGUUGAGCCAGAUGAAGCGCACUCCUACUCCGUGGAGACCGAGAAGAAACUUUCCGUUCACGUUGAUCGGCCAGUUCCAUACACAGUCGAGAAGCAGGUGCCAAUCGUUCACAAUGAAUACAUUGAGGUGCAGAGGCCAUAUGCAGUUCACGUCGAGCGACCAGUUCCGGUGUACGUCCACAAGAAGGUGGUCGUCGAGAAGCCAGUGGCGGUGACCGUGCGAGUCAAGGAACUCAACAACAAAGGCUGGGGACUGUUCUAAGAACAUGUAAUUUUGUAACAACGUUAGUUCUAGGGAAAUCAAAGUUCGUUGAUUUUCCUAUGUUUUAAUUCCCUAUGCGAUCAUCGGCAAAAUAAGUUGUCGACAAUUGGA
This is a messenger RNA of Toxorhynchites rutilus septentrionalis, 636 nucleotides long. RefSeq lists its product as uncharacterized. The transcript is spliced from 2 exons. Lineage: Eukaryota; Metazoa; Arthropoda; Insecta; Diptera; Culicidae. The coding region runs from base 79 to 525 and encodes 148 amino acids. The record is from RefSeq and is a predicted model, not a curated record.